This is a messenger RNA of Didymodactylos carnosus, 330 nucleotides long. Lineage: Eukaryota; Metazoa; Rotifera; Eurotatoria; Philodinida; Philodinidae. The record is from the annotation of a GenBank genome assembly.
AUGAUUGAAUAUUUAAAACAGGAAAUAAAACAGCGAAUAGAGGAGGAUGAUGCAAUGCAAGAAGAAAUUUUGGAAAUGAAAUCAAAAAUUUAUUAUCUAACCAAUGAUAUUGAUCAAAUGAAAUUUAUUCAAAUAAAAAUAACAAAAACAUUAGAUUUAGGAACUUACUGUGCUAUUAAAAUGAAUGUCAUUGAUUAUCAAUCAUAUAAGAAAACAAUAAAAUUAAUCAAUGAUAAUAAAAAUAAUUAUAAAUGGGAAAUGUUUAUGUUUAUUUAUUUAACGCCAACAGCAGAAAAAUGCAAAGAUAAAAGAGCAGGCAAAUCGAAAUAA